ACUAGCUUCGGAUAAGCCCUGGUUUGCCUCUCUUAUACAGGGCUGGGAGGAAGAGGGGAGGGGGGGACGAGAGUAGAAAGGAGAGAAGGAGCAAAAAAAAAAAAAAAUUGGGGUAGAAUUUUAUUUUUUUAAAAAACUCUGCGCCCCCUCCUCCCCGCCCAAUUUGGCAAACUUUGAAGAAAACUUUUGGGGAGCCUAAAAGAUCCUUGGGGAAAAAAAAAAGGACGCAGAGAUAUAUAGAUAUUUUUUAAAAAUAGGGUCCCGUUUCCCCUUCCACCGUCCCCAGCCCUGGUUUUUUUUGCGCAAGGAUGCAACUUUUUCUCUACUUCUGCUGCUUCCUCGUCCUGCGAGCGGAUUCCCGCAGCUACCCAGCUAUCAUAGCUCCCCAAGACACCACCCUCCACAUUGGGGCUUCAUUCACGGCCAACUGUUCCGUCACGUCCAAUUCAGGGCUGAAGGCCGAGGACCUUUAUUGGACCCUGAAUGGCCGAAAGCUCCCAGCCGAGACCUACAAGGUCCUGGGGGCCAACACCCUCAGCGUCACCCUCACCCAGCUGAACGGAUCGCGGCAGCAGUCAGGGGAUAACCUGGUGUGCCACAGCAAGGAAGGCGGAAGCAUCUUGGCUGGGUCGUGUCUCUAUGUAGGAUUGCCUCCUGAAAAGCCAACCAACAUUUCUUGCUGGUCCAAGAAUCUGAAAGACCUCACCUGCAGAUGGGUACCUGGGUCAGAAGGCGAGACACACCUGCAUACCAAUUAUUCCCUGAAAUAUAAGCUGAGAUGGUAUGGUCGGGACAAUAUCUGCCAAGAAUACCACACUGCCGGCCCAUAUUCCUGCCACAUUCCCAAGGAUUUAGCCCUGUUCACGCCUUAUGAAAUUUGGGUAGAAGCAUCCAACCGACUUGGAAUGGCUGUAUCUGAUGUGGUGAUGCUGGACAUUGUCGAUGUUGUCACAACCGAUCCACCCUCGGAUGUCCACGUGAGCCGAGUGGGAGACCUGGAGGACCAGCUCAGCGUGAGGUGGAGUGCGCCUCCUCUUAAGGAUUUUCUCUUCCAAGCCAAAUAUCAGAUCCAGUACCGGGUUGAGGACAGUUCAGAAUGGAAGGUUGUCGACAAUGUUAGCAACCAGACAUCAUGCCGGCUGGCAGGCCUAAGGCCCGGGACGGUAUAUUUCGUCCAAGUCCGCUGCAAUCCUGUCGGUAUCUAUGGUUCAAAGAAAGCCGGCAUUUGGAGUGAUUGGAGCAACCCAACGGCGGCCUCCACGCCUCGGAAUGGACGGACUCCGGGAGUUUGCGAACCCAAAAACGGAGAACAUAACAACACGCUACGCCGAGAGCUCAAGCAGUUCUUUGGAUGGAUGCGCAAACAUGGGACUUGUGCCAAUUUGAGCAUCAAAAUGUAUGAUCAGUGGCGGGUGGCACUGCAGAAGUCCCACAAAACACGCAACCAGGUCCUGUCCAGUGACAAACUGUAGCUUUGAUGGAUGGUGGAACCAGGACGUUCACUUAAGCGCCAGCCUGGUUGCUGGAUUCAGGCCUGCCAAGGAUGCACACCAAGGAACUCAAGAGCAGCCAUAAUCCAGGUGCCUCGAGCGGCAUUGCCAAGGUGGCUUCAACCAUCACUAACACCCUUUCUGCAAACUAGCUAGAGGCUGGGAAGAAGUCAGCGCCUCUUCGCCCAGAGUAACUCUAAACCAGCUUCUCACAUAUGAUGUUUUUCAGCUGAGUUGAACAUUUGAGUUUUCUAAUUAGUAUAUAAAGGAGUUCUCCCUAGUUGAAGGACGUUUUGCCCAGGGAAAGAGCUCUUCGUGCCAGCUUUUUUUUUUUUUUUUAACAGCGCCAAGAUUAAAAAAAUCUGAAAUCUAUCCAUCUAUCCUCUUAAGCACGCCAUAAAGAGGUUUCGUUGCUUCAGGAUAGUCGUUUUCUUCUCAUACUCCUCCGUUAUGAAAUUGGAAUCGGCAGCUGAUUGAAAAGCGGAAACGGCUAAAGGAACGAGCUGGGUAAUCAGGAAGAAACAGGUUUACAUUUAACCUCCAAAUUCUCCCAAAGGGAAGAACGGCAGAAUUGGUUGUGAAAUUUCACAGAUUUUUUUAUUCCUUUUUUUUGUGUGUGUGCGCGCUCUGUUGUUAAAAAAUAUCAGGUGUUCAAUACCUGUUUUAUGUCCGAAGCUGUGAUUUAGGCUGUUUUUUUUUUUUCCUCUCUGCAAAUCUGGGAGGUUUUGCACCCAGAGCCCAACCCAUCUUUUGAACUGACGUCACCUGCCUCGCCUUUUAAUUGGGCUAAACCAGUAUGUUUGUUUCCCAACAGCAUUAAAGGCAAAAAAGUUGGGGGCAAAGA
Molecule: messenger RNA, 2334 nt
Organism: Pantherophis guttatus
Lineage: Eukaryota; Metazoa; Chordata; Lepidosauria; Squamata; Colubridae
Gene: CRLF1
Product: cytokine receptor like factor 1
Biological process (GO): cytokine-mediated signaling pathway; positive regulation of tyrosine phosphorylation of STAT protein
Cellular component (GO): external side of plasma membrane; CRLF-CLCF1 complex; signaling receptor complex
Molecular function (GO): cytokine binding; cytokine receptor activity
Source: RefSeq, a predicted model, not a curated record